Molecule: messenger RNA, 4792 nt
Organism: Drosophila takahashii
Lineage: Eukaryota; Metazoa; Arthropoda; Insecta; Diptera; Drosophilidae
Gene: JIL-1
Product: JIL-1 kinase
Biological process (GO): regulation of DNA-templated transcription; peptidyl-serine phosphorylation
Molecular function (GO): ATP binding; protein serine/threonine kinase activity
Source: RefSeq, a predicted model, not a curated record
AAAAACGCAAAGAAUUCAGCCAUGAGUCGCCUGCAGAAGCAGCAUUACGAGAUCUUGAGCAGCGGUCCAAGUAAGUCGCGUCGCAAGAAGCAGCCCAAUCCCCGUGAAUUGGCGUCACCGACCUUUGAGGAGCAGGAUCAGGUGGUCCAGACUCAACUGAACGGUCAUCUCAUGGCCAAUGGCAAUGGCAAGAAGCGGAAGAAUAGUAAAUCCGAAGCGUUGACCAACGGCAAGAAGUCCAGACCGAAUCCCGAGGGUUCUGGUUCGGGAUGUGGCAAAACCUUGGCCUAUAACAACAAUAAUAAUAACAAUAACAGCAUCAGUGCCACCAAUGGUCAGUACAACAAGACCAGCAAUAAGACGACAUCAACAUCUGGAAGGGACUACAAUUAUCGGGAGACCAUAUCGCCGCCAACACCUCCGUCUCCGCCAUCCACAAAUGUGGCGGAAAUUGUUUGCAUCUCGGAUGCGGAGAGCGACGAGGAACGCGAUCCGGAGCGGGACUACUACGACCACGAUACGGAGGAGGAGGAGCCGAACGGCAUAGGGAUCGAUGAGUCCCUCGUCAGCAAGUCGAAGACCAGCAAGUCCAACAAUGCAGCUGCAGCGGCGGCGGCUGCAGCAGCGGCAGCAGCAGCAUCGCUGGCCGCCACAUCGACCACGGCCUCCUACGCCAUGCCCACCAGCAAUAGUACGCCCCUGGAUCUGGACAAUGAGGCGCAUCAGAGAGACCUGGAGACGGUCACCGAUCUGCGAUCCUAUGUCAAAUUGUACAGUGAUGAGGCCGUGAGUCUGAAUGACUUCAAAAUAAUACGCGUUCUUGGUACAGGUGCUUAUGGACGGGUUUUCCUCGUUCGCAAGCUGACUAGACACGAUGCCGGAAAAUUGUAUGCAAUGAAGGUUCUCAAUAAGAUAACGGUUGUCCAAAAGCGUAAAACAGCCGAACACACCAAAACGGAGCGAGUGGUACUGGAGGCCGUUCAGCGUAGUCCCUUCCUCGUGAGUCUCCACUACGCCUUUCAGUCGUCCUCGAAGCUUUAUCUGGUGCUAGACUUUGCCAAUGGCGGAGAGCUCUUCACGCAUCUCUACCACGCGGAGCACUUCGAGGAGUCCCGGGUGCGGGUGUACAUAGCCGAGGUGGUGCUGGCCCUGGAGCAACUGCAUCAGCUGGGUAUCAUUUAUCGCGACAUUAAGUUGGAGAACAUUCUGCUCGAUGGCGACGGACACAUUGUGCUCUCCGACUUUGGACUGUCGAAGAUCCUCACCGCCGAGAAUGAGUAUCGGGCGCACAGCUUCUGCGGCACCCUGGAGUACAUGGCGCCGGAGAUCAUCCGGACGGGUCCGCCGGGUCACGACAGCGCCGUGGACUGGUGGUCGGUGGGCGUGCUCACCUUUGAACUGCUCACCGGCGGCUCGCCAUUCGCCACGUCCGACGGACAGAGCCAGCAGUCGGAGAUCUCGCGACGAAUCCAGAAGGAGCAGCCACUGAUCCCCUCCUCGUUCAGCGCCAACGCGCGAGACUUUGUGCUGAAGAUGCUGGAGAAGAAUCCAAAGCGGCGUCUGGGCGGUAACCAUCGCGACGCCAGCGAAAUCAAGGAACACCCCUUCUUCCACGGCAUCAACUGGCAGGAGCUGCGCAACAAGCGCCGCAAAGCUCCCUACAAGCCCACCCUCACCUCCGAGGACGAUGUGCAGAACUUUAGUGCCGAGUUCACUGACCAGGUGCCCGAAGAUCCCGAGUGUGAUGCCCCGCCCAGCCGGAUCCGGCUCUUCCGGGGCUACACCUAUGUGGCGCCGGAGCAUUUGGAGCAGAUGCGACGGGAUAAUCAUUGUCAGAUCCAAUACUGUAAUCCAGGACUUCAGAAUAUACCCUCACGACCGGAUGACCUGGACUUGGGCACCCGCAAGGAGAGUGGAGCCUAUGGCACCUGCCACUUUGUGUUGGACAGCUCCUCGGAAAUGGUGUUCAUGGCCAAGGUCAUACCGCUGUCCAAGUUCCGUCCCUCCGAGGUGGACGCUUUGAUCUCGUGCGCUCUGGACACGAGCAGCCAUAAGAACAUCGUGAGCUACCAUGGGACGUUUAGGGACAAGUGCGAGACGUGGAUCAUCAUGGAGGUGCUGUGUGGCAAGGAGCUGACCGCCACAAUCGGCAUGGAUGAGGAGUCGUGUCGGGAGAUCUUCCUGCAGUUGGUCAUGGCCGUUCGACACAUACACUCCAAGCACUUUAUACACGGUGACCUGAAGCCGGAGAAUGUGAUGUUUGUGAGCCGGGAGGAUAAGUCAAUCAAGGUGGUUGACUUUGGCAAUGCCUGUUACAAUAAUCGUUUCCAGAGCUGGAAGGACAAGCCGCGCUAUACGCUCGACUAUGCUCCGCCGGAAAUGCUCGCUGAUGCGAAUCUCGUCACCUAUUCACCUGCAGUGGAUAUCUACGGUCUGGGGGCCACGCUGUACACCAUGCUGGUGGGUCAUCAGCCGUACAGGCAGAACGUGGACGAUGUGGAGCACAACGCCGCCGCCCAUCACGAGCUGCGCAAGCGUAUGCGUCGGGAGACGUUUAACCAGCGCUCGAAGCGUUGGCUAAACGCCAGUCCUGCCUUCCGGCAUUUGGUUGGAUGGUGUCUGCAGCGAGAUCCUGCCGACAGGCCCUCAUUGUCUGACAUCCUCGACAGCGAGUGGCUGCAGUAUGGUACCAAUGAUCCGGAUGUUGACAUAAUUGUACCACCCGAACAGCAGGUGGUUGUGGACCUCAGCGAGGACACUAUGGAGCAGCCGACGUCAGGUAUGUUAGACCAGGAGCAGGAACAGCCAGAGCCAGAAUCCACGUUCGAGAAGUCGGCGGAGGAUGAGGGCGUUAUCCUUGUUAGCGAGCCCACGGAUGCACCUAGUUUAACUGCGGCAGUUGCUCCUCCUGCUUCCGAUGACGAAGAUAUGUUGGUGCACGAACGAUUUGAUCCGGCCUUCGAGGUGCAAACGGAAUUCUACGGUUUCGACGAGGAUGCGCCGCCCCUGCGUCUUCCAGCGGAGUACUAUGCCGAAUUGCCUCUGCCUCAAGAGGAGGAUCAGCAUCAUAUGCCACCACCACCACCUCCGGCUCGUCUUGAAUCGGAAGCGACUAACCGAAGGCCCCGAACUCGCCAGCAGCGUCGCACUGAGAGCCAGCUGUUACAUCCGGUCACCGCUGCGCCACCGGAGGACAGCAAGGCUUCGCUGCGCCUGCUGAUGCAACAGCUUCCGCCGCCAGCUGACAUUGUCGUCGCACGCCUGCCCAAGAGAACUCAGCGCGUCGUACGCACAUUGCCGCCGUCUUUCGGAACGACCAAGCGAGAGGAAAAUUUCUAUGGAUUCAGCAAGACGGCCAACACGUGGCGUAAGACAAGAGCCAGCUGGCGGCACUUCUGCCUGCUCAUCAACGGUGUGCAGCAGGUGCUCAAGAUACGGUUCAAGAAAACGCGGCGCGUCUACUGUUUGCCCAACAUAAAGCUGGAAAAGGUGGACCAUGCGUACGAGAAGCCGCUGACCUUCCCGAGGCCCAAGGCGCAGCUGAAGCGCGCGAAGAAGGAGCCCAAGGUGCCGCGGCCACCGACGCGAGUGCAGCCGGAGAGGGCGCGGGCGCUGCGACAAAUGUAUCAGUUCCAAUGACAUGAGGAUGACGAGGAUGAUGUGGAGGUGGUAGAGAUCAAGGACGAGCCGCUGGACGAUGGGGAGGAGCAACUGCAGGCGGUGCUGCAGUGGGAGGGCGACUUCAGGAGGACACGGAUGUACAGCUGACGACGGACGCUGACCGAAUGGCCACCCCAGGACAACGACGACCAGACACCGGCCAAAAUAGAGGGCCAACCAAUCAACCACUAACACACCACUCCUCGCCUCACUAACAGUCGAGAGAGCAUGAGUGGAAGGAUCCGCAAGACGCACCAAAGAUCCUGUCAAUAAUUAUUUUCAAUUUUGUUAUGCAUUAGACUACUAAGUUGAGAACUCAUUUUGCCUAUCAAUUUCAAUCAACCACUGAAAACGGAAACCAACUUAACACUUAACAUUAUAAAAGGAGGGUAUACCGCACCGUCCUUAUAAGUGUAUUCUAUAUGCAAUUUGUUGUGCUAGUUAAUUAUUUGAAUAGCCUAAAUGUAAAAAAGUCAGACACAAAAACGGAAACUAUACAAAGGCAACUUUUUGCAUUGAUCUUAGAGCGGUUAAGACACACACACAAUAAAAAAAUAUCGACAACAGAACACAAUCAUUAAUAACAUUAGUACGAUUUGCAAUUAGUUUAGUGCAAAAUUAUUUUUAAGCCAAACAGUGAGAAAGAAACAUAUGCAGCCCCCUUAUAUGUUAAGUUUUACUAUAUUUUUUAUUUUCCUAAUGUUGCAUUCUCAGUACUAUCAACUAACUCAAAAUCCUGACCAGCAGCAUGUAUUGCCGACCGCAAUCGGAAUUAACUAAUCCAUUUAAUCCCGAUUGCGCUCGGCAAUGUUUCCUAAUUGCAUUAAAUCAUUUCAGUUAAAACUAAAGGAAAAAAGAAGCAACGCCCGAAGAUCCAUUUCCACAUGAAACUGCGAAGUUCUUCUUUGAGGCCUAGCCAAAAACAAUGCGUUUUUUGCCCACGAAAACUGAUCAAGAAUCGCAAAUAGUCGUAGAGUUGUUGAUGGCAAACCAACUCUUUAUUGUUUUGUUAAGUAUUUUUUGAUUGUUUAUUUUAAUUAAUUUAAUUUGCCGAAAACCUGUAACUAAGUAAGUUAAAGCAAUGGAAAUCGAUGAAAUCUAAAUAAAAUUUAAAGAAUUACAUUAUUGUAAA